This is a messenger RNA of Ostreobium quekettii, 3378 nucleotides long. NCBI's taxonomy places the organism in Eukaryota, Viridiplantae, Chlorophyta, Ulvophyceae, Bryopsidales, Ostreobiaceae. The record is from the annotation of a GenBank genome assembly.
AUGGCCGACGCCACGGAUUGCGCCCAACGCGUUUUGCAAGCCAUCUCCGUGCUUGGACGGCCCCACUCGACACAGCAACAGAAACAUGAAGCGAACAACUUGUUGGCGCAGGUGACACUGGCUGAACCACCACUGUGUUUGUCAGUCGCAAAUGUGCUUUGCGGGCCACAUCAGCAAGAGGAUGUUCAAUUGUUUGGGUACUCGUGGCUGCAUGGGCUGGUAUCGAAACGCUGGACCCAGCUGACAGGCCAACAGCAAAAGGAUAUCGCAAUGUUCUCAUUGGAGAAGGCGAUGCAAGCUUUUCAGUCCACAAACAAUCAAGGUGUCAGAAAUACAGCAGCACAGCUUCUGGCUGGCGUGUUGAUCAGGUCUGACCAGAAAUCUUUCGAGGCAGCCAGCAGUCUAUUUGUUGGUGGUGGUGGGCAGGACAAUCCCCAGGGUGAGCUGGCCUGCGUUGUGCAAUACUACAUGAGUGAAGGUGUUACGCAGUUUGGCCACGAGUUGCCAGAGCCACAACGAAGGGCAGCUUUGUCGAUGCUUACUGCUGCAGCUGCAGUUACACUGCAAUUUCUCAUGAAGAUCAUCAGCCAGCAUUGCUCUGCCGCUUCGAGCGCAGCUUCACAAGGCAACCAGGAAGUUGCUCUGAAGGAAACAAAGGGAAUCAAAACUGCACUGAUGACAGUGUCUUCUUGGGUUUCAUGGGCACCCUUGCCCAGGAUUCAACAGGCUGGGGUGAUCGACAUGUGCCGCGCUUUGGUCAUGACACAGGAGCUCUGUGCAUCAAUUCUUGAGAUUUUGGACAAAAUAAUUUGUAGGGAGUGCCACAGCGAUGAAGAUUUGCAAAUUAUUGUGGCAGCUGGGAGUGCACUUGCAUCUGCAGUGGGUCAAUUCUUACAGCAAAACUUGCAAGUGAUGGACGAGGAAAGCUGUGAAGCAGCAGAAAAAUUUGUCGGAGCAUUGUCUACAUUUGGUGAACGCCAUGCUCAGCACUUGAGCAAUGCGCAAGAACAGCGAGCAUUGGUUCAGCAGAUUGUAGCCUGCUGCAGCAUUCAACAUGUGAAGGUGCGUGCCUUGCCGUUGUCCUUUUGGUACCACCACCUCAACAGCGCUCAACAGGCGAAUAAGAUCCCUGAAAAGACCUCAGCGCUUGGGCUGCCAUUGUUGGAGGAAUGCUCAAAGCCACUGGCCAAGUUCAUAAUUCAAUUCAUGAGUCAGUUGUCAGGAGACGACUGCACUUCAGGGCUUUUCGACACUGCCCAAGAACAAAACGAUUUCAAGUCAAGGGUGGCCGGGCAGCUCCAGAAUUGCCUCAGGCUUGCUUGCUGGCUGUUCCCAGAGUGCUGCAUGGAGGAGGUCGGGCAGUUGCACCAGGAAGUGAGACAAACUUUUGAACCAACCUUGCCCGCACUCGGCGAACAGCAGCACAAGCUGACUUUGCUGGGAACUGUCCUGGAGGCUGUUGCGCAGGGUCUGGAGGGGCCCCGGAGUGAAGUUGCUGCUCGCCACUUGAGCGAUGUCAUCAAGGGACUGUUGAAAAUAGAACUCCGACAUGAUAUUGUUCCACAAUUCGUGCGGGCUGUUGAGGCAGGGAAGGCUGUUCUACACAAGGACGAGACACUUGCAGAGAUGUUGGUGGGGUUUGUGCACGACAAUGUUUUAAAGUUUCCAUGCGAAGGGCGAGGGCCCCCUCCUCUUCAGGCCGCCUGUCCCUCUGGCAGUGUAUCUCAAGCAAAUGCAAAAGCACGCCUGCAGCUGUGCCACAUGCUGUCCAAGGUGGCACAUUCAGCACCCAAAGCAUUCCUGAAGCAUCUGCAGAAUCUGACGUUUCGGAUGGAGACAUUGAAGCAGAAUGGAGAUUUGGGGGAUGGGGAGAUCGCUGUGUUCAUGGAGGGUGUGCUGGCAGUGAGCAAGGCUGCCGACCGAUCUGUGCAGGACCAAAUAUUGUCUUGGAUGUUGAAUCCAAUAGCUGCUAAAUGGACAGCACCAUCCUGGCUUGCACAUCUGGAGUCACCGAGAGCUUUUGUUGCUGAAUACAUGCCUUUCCAAGUUUCUGGUGGAGAACUGAUGAUCGGGAACAGGGAACAGCGAUGGGAGCUCUUCCAUGACGUGUACCUGGUGCAAAAGAUAUAUGCUGAAGCAGAUAGACCCGCUGGCAACUUAGGGGAAGGCCACCCACUGACCACUUUUCUUCAACUGGUGUUGGUUGUUGGCCGUUUGUUGACAUGUGUAUUCCGUCUGUGGGAUCCAAGCAUGCGGGGCAGCCUUGGUCCAUUGUCUAAUGCACUUGACUUGGCCGCUGAUGAGAAGAAGCCAUACUUGAAAUCCAGCGGCGUUCGGUCACAGGAGGCAGGAGAUGAUGAUGGAAUGGGCAUUGCAGGUACAUCGCUGGUGUCCUUGCGGAAAUGGCUGGUCCAAAUCAGCGAUCGCGGCAACAUUGUCCUUGCCACUUCCCCUGCAUCUUGCCCUGACUUCUGGUCCUGCCAGCCAUUGGUCCAGCAGCUCCCCCAGCUAUUGUCGACGGGUGUGGUGCACCUUGAUUUGAAGGGUCAACGCCUGUUCCUGCACCAAGUGAUGCUGCCCUGGCUGAAGUCGUGCCCGCUGCAGGCAUGCAACAUCUGGCUUGCCCCACUGCUGCAAGCGGUGCUGCACACCAGUCUGGCAACAGUGAAGCAAGGCUGGGAGAGGCUGUCAUCAAAUGGCCCAAGAUGGGGGCAGAAUGAGACUGGCGAUCUGGAAGAGGUUGUUUAUGAAGGGUUGUUGCGAGAACUGGCCCAAGAGCAAUGCAAGAUGCUUGAUGCUCUAGCUGCUCCCACACAGGAGUCCACAGUCUUUGAGGCCCUGUGGCAAUCCAACAGGAAGGUCUGUGAAACCGCUGCUGUGUCAGCGCUGGAGUCGCUGCAGUGGCCGGAUACCAAGGCCAUUCAAUCCUCUCUCAAUUUUUGCAGUUACCUCGUUGCGGUGUCUACAAAUGUCCCAGACUUGAAGCCCAUGGUGACAGAUGCAUUGUUGAAGGCAGCGCUGCAGCUGCUGACCUUUGAACGUGCAGAAAUCUUCCACACGUUUGUGCUGGACAUAAUAGCAUCUAUUGUGCACAAACAUGUGGCAACGUCGCCAACUGUGAAGCAGGUGCUGCUGACACUCCCAAACAUGACAACACAGGCUUUUGAUUGCUGCAUUCAGGAGAUGAAUGCAACGCAGUCAGCGAAGCGGCAUCGCAGGGCUGUAAGGGAUGUGCUGGUGGAGAGCUGCGGUACACACAUGAGGGCGCUGGCCUCUGUUCAGAGACCAACUACAGGGGUCCAAGUGAGCGAACCUGGAGCCAAGAGCCCUAAGGCUGCAUCCUUCUACGAUGCUUCGGCGUGGGACGCAGCCCAUUGA